Messenger RNA from Sabethes cyaneus, 987 nucleotides. Its product is annotated as 10 kDa heat shock protein, mitochondrial. The record is from RefSeq and is a predicted model, not a curated record. Lineage: Eukaryota; Metazoa; Arthropoda; Insecta; Diptera; Culicidae. Gene Ontology annotation, molecular function: ATP binding; protein folding chaperone; metal ion binding. The coding region runs from base 166 to 468 and encodes 100 amino acids. Gene Ontology annotation, cellular component: mitochondrial matrix. The transcript has 2 exons.
AAGUUCCAUCGUCCAGCAGCGUGGUUUUGUGGUUGCUUUUUCGUACGGUUCAUUCAUUCAUUGUACUUCGUUCACAAAAUAUCAAUUUGUGGUUCAAGCUUCGCGUGCGACUGCUCUAGUGUGAAGUGUGCUGCAAAGGAAAAAAAAAGAUCCAGCCCUCAAAAAAUGGCCUCCAAACGAUUGAUUCCCCUGCUGGACCGUGUUCUGAUUCAGCGUGCCGAAGCGCUGACGAAAACCAAGGGUGGUAUUGUACUGCCGGAAAAAGCACAAUCGAAAGUACUGGAAGGUACCGUCAUCGCAGUCGGUCCUGGAGCACGCAAUUCACAAACCGGUCAGCACGUUCCGCUGGCGGUAACCGUCGGCGAGAAGGUUCUGCUGCCCGAGUACGGAGGCACUAAGGUAGAUCUGGGUGACGCCAAGGAGUACCAUCUGUUCCGGGAGGCGGAUAUUCUGGCGAAAAUCGAAUAGAACCAACAGAGCCGUGCCCGACCGAAUGCGAUCCGUGUACGGCAUCCGGCGAACAAAGGGGAGCUGGUUGAGAUUCGGCUCUGAAUUAUGUAAGCAAACUUAGAGUUUAGCGGUACCUCCUGGUGAGAUCUUUAACUGAAUAACAUUCGUUCCGCGUGUAUGUAUGAAUGAGGAUAAUCAAUUGAACGCAUCUGAAACAUGAUUGGUUCGCAUUUAAAUCACUAUUAAGCGACGUGUUUCAGCGAGUACGGCCAAACCGAUUGUGUGGACCACCAACGUUUGCCGUUCAAACGUUGCUGCUCCUGCCAUGAUUGGUUUCGAGCUAUCUUUUUCGUUUGCAGAUUGCUAGGUUGCUGCAAAUGAGGAAGAUUUUUGUUCUAGGCCGAAUGAAAUGAUUGAACGAGAAUAAAGACACAAACUAACUGUUAGGCUUACCGAUAAGUUUGCGUGUGUGCGCUUGUUACAUUUACCGAUAAGAGUACGAUUCUUUAGUUUAUUUUCUGUUUAAUAAAAUGUACA